AUGUCCAGCAGCAAUAGUGUAAGCUCUGCCAUUGAUGGAGACAAAACCUAUGCGGACAAUACUACUGGAGGAGUAGCAGCAGUCAAGACCUUAAAUAUAUCAGCAAACCCAACUGGCUCUUAUUCCAUGGUUAAGUUGAACCAUGAUAACUUUCUCUUAUGGAAGAAUAUCGUGCUGUCUAUGAUAAGAGGAAACAAGCUAGAAGGCUACUUCACUGGAGUAAAGAUCUGCCCACCAGAAUUUAAUGAAAAGACAGUACAAGACUCAGAAACCUUGCAAGUAACCUCAAAUCCAGAAUAUGAAGAUUGGUAUGCUCAAGAUCAAAUGCUUUUAGGCUGGUUAUAUAACACCAUCGAACCCACUGUAGCCUCUGAGCUAAUGGGGUAUGACACUUCAAGAAAGCUAUGGAAUGCAACGAAUGAGCUGUUUGGUGUAAAAACAAGAUCCAAUGCGGUGUUCUACAAACGAGAGUUUGCCAAAAUGCAGAAAGGAAAUUUGAAAAUGGAAGAAUAUUUGAAAGCUAUGAAAGGUCAUGCUGAUAACUUGGCACUAGCUGGUCAUCCUGUCUCUCUUGAUGAUUUAGUCACUCAAAUUCCCGCUGGUUUGGAUUCACAAGAGUAUAACCCCCUGCAACUGAAUGCAGGCAUAACUACAAUCAAUCUUGGCAACCCAGCAGCUCAUUAUGUGAAGAGUAACAAUCCCAGCAACAAGAACCAGAAUCAAUACCACUCUGGAGGUAGAUUUGGAAACAACUACAGAGGAGGAAGAACUUUUAGAGGAAGGGGCAAUAAACAUGGUGGAAAUAAUAGACCUUUGUUCAAAUUCACACAACAAGAAUCAACACCAACACUCUGUGUUCUUAGAGUCCAAUAUCCGGCUUGGUACAUGGACAGUGGUGCAAGUAGCCAUGUUACAAAUGAUGCUAACAAUAUGCAAAAUAAACAAGAAUACCACGGACAAGGCAACAGAUAA
Messenger RNA from Carica papaya (papaya), 972 nucleotides. Lineage: Eukaryota; Viridiplantae; Streptophyta; Magnoliopsida; Brassicales; Caricaceae. The record is from RefSeq and is a predicted model, not a curated record.